Molecule: messenger RNA, 1090 nt
Organism: Prorocentrum cordatum
Lineage: Eukaryota; Dinophyceae; Prorocentrales; Prorocentraceae
Source: the annotation of a GenBank genome assembly
AGGCGUGCGCUGGCCGCCCCUCGCGUGCGGGCCGUGCGCGCCGCUGCUGCGAGCCGCGCGGGUGGUCGGCGCGCAUGGAGCGCAUGGGCGUGGAGGAGGCGAGGGCGCAGCCGCAGGUGGCGUGGGAGACCACGUUGGUGGAGCGCGACCUGCAGUGCCCCAUCUGCAUCGAGUUCUUCUGCUCCCCGCUGAGGCUGCGGUGCGGCCACACCUUCUGCAGACUGUGCCUGCUGCAGUCCACCCGGCUGGCUCCCGACGGCCGCAGUUGCCCGACCUGCAGGACCCACGUCGAGAUCAAGGACCCACGGAACGAGCCGACCGACCCCGAGAUUGAGUCGCGGGUGCGGAUGUUGGUGCCCCCAGAGGCACUAGAGAAGCGCCGCGCCGCGGACGCGGAGGAACUGGCCGCGCUCGAGGAUCGCGAGAGGCGGAGGAUACCCGUCUUCUACAUGCGCGGCGUGGCCUCUCGGCCCAGCGAGCAGGUGCGGCUCCACUUUUUCGAGCCGCGCUACAAGGUCCUCAUACGCCGGGCGUGGGAGGGGAACCGGCGGUUCCUGUGCGCGCAGAAGCCGCCCCAGGAGGGCGACGAGGUGCUCCUGGUCGAGGUGGAUUCGGCACACUUCCUGCCAGACGGCAGGGCCAACAUUCGUGGCGUCGGGCGAGAGCGGGUCCAGGUGAGACACGCCUGGGUCGAGGAGGGUACCGACGGCCUCUACUACGCCGAGGUGGACUGGGCCAGCAAGGACGCGGCGGGCGUGGUGCCCCGGCAGGUUUCGGAUGAGGAGCGUGUCCUGCUGUCGCUGCGCGCGGCGAUAGCCGUGGGCGCGCCCGCGUACAACCUGGGCAGGGUGGCUGCCUGCGCGUCCAUAUACGCCGAGGCUCAGAAUAGAACCGCGCACCGAUGCCGAUGUGCCGAUGCCAUGCCCUCGUUUUCGCCUUUCUGGUCUGUCUGGGUGGACCUUCGUCGCCACGGCUGGAUUCGCACCCCAGCAGAGGUCGGGGCAGUAGUUAGCUGUGUUUGUCAGUGUGAUGGCGUGCAACAUCAAUCUUCAGAGGUCUUCAGAGGUAUAUCCGUAAGGGCUUCGCCCCC